GGUACCAGAAUCCAGAAGGGAUCCUCAAGUAAGAGAAGAAUCGUUUCAAAGAAGAAGAUAGAGGCCAGGGGCUGUGGAGAGAGAGCUGUCAUGGAGGCCAUGAACUGAUUUAUCCCGGAAGAUUUGGUGAAGGAAGUGAGGAAGGAGAUGAGACAGAGGAUCUGAUCUGAAUUUUGUUUUUUGGCUGGGUUACUGUAGACGAUCCCAAUUCAAAUCCCUUUGCAGCAGAAACAACAAAAGAGAGCACAGGUUCCAUGGCAGCAACGAACAGAAAUAUACCAGAAGAUCUGGUGAUGGACAUCCUCGCUUGCGUUCCGGUGAAGUCACUACUGCGAUUCAGGUGCGUUUCAAAACCUUGGUGUGAUCUUAUCGGAAACCCUGAUUUUAUCACCAAGCAGUACCUCAAACAAACUAUUAUGAACAAAAGUAAGGGCAAUGUCUUUGUGACGCAUUCUAACAUCAGUGAAUCAUUGAACUGUGAAACCAUGAUCUCGAGUCUGAAAAUUGAUGAGAAAGAUAGGCUCACCGUUAGGGAAACCAUGAUCAUACCAUCUCAUGAAAGAUUCUGCUUAUACUUGUUAAUCUGUGGGCCUCGUAAUGGAAUAAUUUGUCUGUAUGUUAUGGAGCCUGACGCAGAUGAUCUUGCACUCUGGAAUCCAGCAACAAGAGAAUUCAAGACUAUACCUUCAUCCAAAUUGGAGCCACCUGAUACUGAUAGACAUGAAACUGUGUUUGGAAAUAUUGGGUUUGGUUUUGAUCACAGAACUAAUGAUUACAAUGUUGUAAGAUUUGUUACUUAUACUUACAAUGGGUACAAUGGUACAGUGGAACAAGUUGAGUUAUUUUCUCUUAACAGUAAUUCUUGGAGAGUGCUUCCUGCUGUUGAUGUUAGUCCAUGGUUUAACACUUGCAAUACAUACAAGGAUGGAGUUUAUUAUUGGUGGGCUGGGAAACGAAGUGAUGGUUCUCAAUGGAUACUGUCCUUCGACAUGGCAGACAAAGUGUUUGAGAAAGUGCCUCUGCCUUCGGAAUUUGGGAUUGUUCGACAAUCUGUAUUUUCGUUCUUCGAUGGAAAACUCUCUCUGGUUCUUUACUCUGACGACGACAAUGAUAUGGGGAAAUGCUUUGAUGUAUGGGUGAUGACUAAACAUGGAGUAAAAGAGUCUUGGGUCAAACAAAUGCGUAUUGGACCGAUUUUGGGAAUUGAGAAGCCCUUAGAAUAUUGGAAGAAUGGCGGAUUGUUUUUGGAAGAUGACGAAGGGUUUUUAGUCUUGUAUGAUGCUUGUACCAGAGAGGUCAAGAAGCUUCAAAUUUGUGGGGAAGAAUAUAGGAGUACUUUGCAAGUUAUGAACUACGAGGAGAGUCUCGUUCCAAUCAAUGGUGUACAAAUACAACAACAAUAUCGAACUUGAAGAUUCAAGGGAGGAAGAGCUCGCUUCUCGUAAAAAAGAAAUUAUAAUCUUCAGUGAUUAAUCGUCUGUACAACUUUGCGCUCAAUAGGGUGGACUAUAUGGCCGUCUGGAAUCUGGCCCGGCCACACAAGAGUUCAAGCAUCUACAUUCGUCCCACUUGGAACCACCUGAUUUAAUUGGAAUAUUAUUUGGAGAAUUUGUGAUCGAAACUACUUGGAAUAUCAUUUGGAGAAUUUGGGUUCGGUUUCGAUCGCAGAAGUAAUGACUACAAGGUGUUAAACGUUCAUUCGUUAUAUUUGCCUUCAUGAUGCAAUUGAACAAGCUGAGCUAUACUUCACGAGUGAUUCUUGGGGAUUGAUCCCUCUAAUGGAUAUGCACUUUGUUCCAUGGUUAGUUAUCUACAAGGACGGAAUUUGUUAUUGAUUUGCUGGGAAACGUAGUGAUGGUUUUCAAUGGAUUUGUCUCCAUUGAUAUGGUAGAUGAAGUGUUUGAAAGAGUGGCUUUGCCCAUUCGUUUUGGGUGAUGAUGAUCCUUUACUAGAAUGUGGGAAUGCUAUUAUUCAAUGAGCUUGUUUUGAUUUGUUUUUGUAAUCUUUAUGGUUCUUGGUUGGUUGAUUGUUUUAAAUAUGUUUUAUGAUGUCUAGAAAAUAAAGGGUGUUUUGUUUUGUACUA
Molecule: messenger RNA, 2083 nt
Organism: Tripterygium wilfordii
Lineage: Eukaryota; Viridiplantae; Streptophyta; Magnoliopsida; Celastrales; Celastraceae
Product: F-box/kelch-repeat protein At3g06240-like
Exons: 2
Coding region: 255-1412 (385 amino acids)
Molecular function (GO): protein binding
Source: RefSeq, a predicted model, not a curated record